Molecule: messenger RNA, 6483 nt
Organism: Balaenoptera musculus (blue whale)
Lineage: Eukaryota; Metazoa; Chordata; Mammalia; Artiodactyla; Balaenopteridae
Gene: YES1
Product: YES proto-oncogene 1, Src family tyrosine kinase
Exons: 12
Coding region: 1654-3279 (541 amino acids)
Biological process (GO): innate immune response; cell differentiation; cell surface receptor protein tyrosine kinase signaling pathway
Cellular component (GO): extrinsic component of cytoplasmic side of plasma membrane
Molecular function (GO): non-membrane spanning protein tyrosine kinase activity; signaling receptor binding; ATP binding
Source: RefSeq, a predicted model, not a curated record
AGUAGCAGCUCAAGGAAUUUAUUUUCUAGUUAAAAAAAAAAAAGCUAAAUAUAAAUUUACAUGAAAAUUUUAAUGCCCAAGACAGUCAAGGGCAAAUGAAGUUUAGCAGCUAAAUCAUAUAAAGCACGAUGUUACCUUUUAGUUAAUGUGAAUGCCUAUGCCUAUCUUUGGCUCAUUUAGUGAGCUGAAAAAAAAUUUUUUUCAAACCCUUAUAUUCAUUUCCUAAGUUUCUAGAAUACCAGAAUACUGACACAUAUGAUUGUACCAUUUCUUAUUUGUCGAAGAUGAUUCUGAAUUUCGCUAAAAACCACAAAGGAAACCAACAAUCCCAACAUUAAUAGUUCUGAUAACCCCACCAAAGAGGAAAUACGAAGAGGAAGUUAAUCUGAGAGUCUGUCAGGGCAGAAGUGAUUUCAGCAGAAGACACUCAAUAUUCAGCCCUUCUGGACACUGAAUGACCCUCAUUUUUUCCCAGUUCAUUCUGGACCUUCUGGACCCUCUUCCUUCUGCUUCAGCGACUGGCUGCAAGGCCAGUAGGAAAGGUGCUUGGAUUCAGAUGAGCAGGAUUCUAGUUGUGGCUGCUCCACGUUCGUUGCGGUGGCAGCCUCAGUUUCCACAGCUGUCAAACGGGACAAUAAUACCUGCCCCAGUUCCUCCUCUGGGACGUUGCCAGCAUCGCCUGAGAACACGCUGUCCCAAGACAAGCCAAAGCCACCAUUACUGGGAGAGUCGCCAACAAAACUCGGCUUCGGUUCCCUCUCCCGGCAAGGCUGGUUCGACCUACAGUCAACAGGAAGCUCCUGGGGCUGGGACAGGAUCCCUGGAUCGGAAGGAGGCCAGACGCGAGCGUUUCUGGACGGCGAUCAGGCUGGUGAUGAGGGUGUUAGUAACACCCCCCUGGCUGGGCUGAGAUUUUACUAUCCACGACAAAGGGUGCGGAAGCAUAGUACUGAAGAGCAAACAGCCAACCCCCAAACUCCUGUACUCCCCCACGAAAACAAAGCCCUCGGCACUACAGAGAGCGGGGCGAGGGGAAAGGAGAAAGGCCGAGGCACCCCACCCUAUCUUCCGCGGCAGCCGAGCCGCAGGUUCCGCGCGUGGGGAGGGGGCGCUGUGGGCCUGCUUUCCGUGUGGAGAAGCGCCUCCUCCUCACGCCCCCUCAGCCUGCGCCGCCUCGGGAAUCCGCCCCGGACCCCGCCGCCAUGUUGGGUCGGGAUUAGUGACUCGGUCUCGCCGCCGACCGGGACGGCUGGAGGGCGGCCCGCAACCCGAAGGGACGCGCGCCGGCGUCGGAAGGCGGGGUCGCGGGAGCCCGGUCGGGAGCGGCGCGAGUUCCGGUGAGCGGGCGGCCGCGCGCGCAGGUAGCCCGCCCCCGCCCCUGCACGGGGGGGCGGGGCCGGGAGUGAGGGCGGGUACCGCGCGGGGAGGAGGUGGAGCGUGAGGCCGCGGGGUUGGGGAGCCCGGGAAUUCCCUCCUGAAGUAGCGAGUUCCCGGCCGGCUGUGCCGUCGUCGCUGCCGCUCGGCGCCCGGGACGAGGAGGUGGAGGACGGAGAGGGCCCCGCGGGCCUCCCCUCCGCCCGCCGCCCCCUCCCCGCCACCCUUCCCCGCCGCUGCGGCGACUCAUACGAGCGCGGCUGGAGCGCAGAUUUGAUAAUGGGCUGCAUUAAAAGUAAAGAGAACAAAAGUCCAGCCAUUAAAUACAGACCAGAAAACACUCCAGAACCGGUCAGUACGAGUGUCAGCCAUUAUGGAGCAGAGCACACUGCAGUGGCACCCACAUCCUCCACAAAGAGCACAUCUGUUAAUUUCAGCAACCUUUCCAUGACACCAUUUGGAGGAUCCUCAGGGGUGACACCUUUUGGAGGAACAUCUUCCUCCUUUUCAGUGGUGCCAAGUUCAUAUCCUGCUGGCUUAACAGGUGGUGUUACUGUAUUUGUGGCCUUAUAUGAUUAUGAAGCUAGAACUACAGAAGACCUUUCAUUUAAGAAGGGUGAAAGAUUUCAAAUAAUUAACAACACGGAAGGAGACUGGUGGGAAGCAAGAUCAAUUGCUACAGGAAAGAAUGGCUAUAUCCCUAGCAAUUAUGUAGCCCCUGCAGAUUCCAUUCAGGCAGAAGAAUGGUAUUUUGGCAAAAUGGGGAGAAAAGAUGCUGAAAGAUUACUUCUGAAUCCUGGGAAUCAACGAGGUAUUUUCUUAGUAAGAGAGAGUGAAACUACUAAAGGUGCUUAUUCCCUCUCUAUUCGUGAUUGGGAUGAGGUAAGGGGUGACAAUGUGAAACACUACAAAAUUAGGAAACUUGACAAUGGUGGAUACUAUAUCACAACCAGAGCACAAUUUGAUACUCUGCAGAAAUUGGUAAAACACUAUACAGAACAUGCUGAUGGUUUAUGCCAUAAGUUAACAACUGUGUGUCCAACUGUGAAACCCCAGACUCAAGGUCUAGCAAAAGAUGCUUGGGAAAUCCCUCGAGAAUCUUUGCGACUGGAGGUUAAACUAGGACAAGGAUGUUUUGGUGAAGUAUGGAUGGGAACAUGGAAUGGAACCACAAAAGUAGCAAUCAAAACACUAAAACCCGGUACAAUGAUGCCAGAAGCUUUUCUUCAAGAGGCUCAGAUAAUGAAAAAGUUAAGACAUGAUAAACUUGUUCCACUAUAUGCUGUUGUUUCUGAAGAGCCAAUUUACAUUGUCACUGAAUUUAUGUCAAAAGGGAGCUUAUUAGAUUUCCUGAAGGAGGGAGAUGGAAAGUACUUGAAACUCCCACAACUGGUUGACAUGGCUGCUCAGAUUGCUGAUGGUAUGGCAUAUAUUGAAAGAAUGAACUAUAUUCAUCGAGAUCUUCGGGCUGCUAACAUUCUUGUAGGAGAAAACCUUGUGUGCAAAAUAGCAGAUUUUGGCUUAGCAAGGUUAAUUGAAGACAAUGAGUAUACAGCUAGACAAGGUGCAAAAUUUCCAAUCAAAUGGACAGCUCCUGAGGCUGCACUAUAUGGUCGAUUUACAAUAAAGUCUGAUGUAUGGUCAUUUGGAAUUCUACAGACGGAACUGGUAACAAAGGGCAGAGUGCCAUAUCCAGGUAUGGUAAACCGCGAGGUGCUGGAACAGGUGGAACGAGGGUACAGGAUGCCGUGCCCGCAGGGCUGUCCAGAGUCCCUACAUGAAUUGAUGAAUCUUUGUUGGAAGAAGGACCCUGAUGAAAGACCAACGUUUGAAUAUAUCCAGUCCUUCUUGGAAGACUACUUCACUGCUACAGAGCCGCAGUACCAGCCAGGAGAAAAUUUAUAAUCCAAGAAGCCAAUUUUAUAUGCACAAAUCUGCCAAAAUGUAAAGAACUUGUGUAGACUUCCUCACUUACGUACAGGAAUCAAAAGAAGAAAAUCUUCUUCACCUUGCAUGUUUUUGAUGGUAAACUGGAAUUACAGAUGUGGUUGCACAAAACCACUUUUUUUUUUUUCCAAGUGUUAAACUCUGAAGUACCAAUGAUGAAUUUUUCAGCUUAUUUCAGGGUCCAAAGAAAGUAUAGUUAAGAUAUUGAUGACUGUGUGAGUGAUAGCAUGACAAUGAAGAGCAACAAGGCUACUGUUUAUGAAUCACUACCUUUCUUUUAUUCCCCAAAUGCAUAAUUAAGAGAAAUUUAUCAAUCAGUAUAGACAAAACUUGGGAGAUUAAAAAGUUAUACCAUAAUAAAAUCUAGAAUUACAGAACUUCAUGGGACCAAACAAUUCCAUUCCAAUUUUUAAAAAUUUCUUGCAUUUAUUAUUCUUAAAAGUUUUUUCUAAGUUGAACAGUUAAUAUGCAACCUUAAUAUAUGCCUCUGUUUGCAUGGAAGUGGGCCAGGUUUUUUUUUUUUUUGGGGCCAGGUUUUUAGAAGCAAAAAAGGAAUAUAAACAGCAUCUAAAACUUGAUUAAAUGUUAGACAACAGCAGUGGAAUUUGAAAGUAUAAUGCACUAUGUUAAUACUCAGUAUACUCAUGGAACUGGAAAGUAGAAGAAAAUUUUCACUUUAAUCAUUUCUGAAUAGCUCAGUUUAAAAUAAUGAAGGUAACUAGAAUAUGGGUUAAUCUUUUAUAAGGUUGCACUGAUUUUUUUAAAGGCAAUAUAUAAUUGAAAUCAUACUAUCCAAUCAAAGGGGAAAUCUUUUAAUCUUUAGAUAGCAUGAAAAAAAAUAAACCCAGCAUUUAAACAGUCCUUUUUGAAAAACAGACUGGUACUGUGAGAUUGCUAAUAUGUACUUAUGAUGAUGGGUGCCACAAAUAUAAAAUAUCACUAGAUCAGGGACUUGAAUGCACUUUUGCUCUUAUUGAAUAUAGACUAACAGAGAGGAAAAUGUAUUUAAAGAAAUAUGAGAAAAGAAAAUGUGAAAGUUUUACAGAUAGAGAGAUGGAAUGUAAUGUUUAAUGUUGACGUUACAGAGUGACAAAAUGGCUUUGCUGGCACUCAAAGCUCCUCACUUAUUUUCUGAGAUUUUAAGAGUUAUAAGGUAUGACUAUAAAGCUAAUCUUUCUUAACAUAAAUACUAAAUGAGUGCUAUAGCCUCAAAAUAGUUAAGGCUUCCCACUAAUUCCAGUGAUACAGCUUUUAUGUAAAACAUUUUUAGAACUCCAGUUUUCAAAUCCGUGUUUGAAUCUACAUUCACUUUUUAAAUAUACUUAAUGAUUAUCAUUUUUUCCCUUCUAGAAUUUAGUUGAUUUGAGGAGGAAAACAUAUUCGGAAAAAUAGCAGUGGUGAAAAGAAGGGGACAGAUUUUGCCUAUUUAAAGUACAGAAGUGAAACGUACAGAAUAAUACUGAUUUUUAUGACUAACUCAAAAAGAAAAUUCCAAAAUACGAAUUUGAAUAGCAGCAUCACUGGUUUAAGUGCCUAGCAAAGGGACUGAAUCUGACAAAUGAAAGUCUGGUAUUUACGUUUUAAAAUACUCUCUUUUAUAGUCACACUUUAAAUAAAGCAACACAUCAGGUCCCAGUAUUUUAGGAACAUUAUUACUGACUACCAUCACAUACCUGAUUUGAUCAUUAAAUUUAAAAUUCUGUGCUGAGGUAUCUAUGUUGAGAUUCAAACCAUUUUAAAAUGUGGCAGAUGAACUUCAUGCAGGUUGGCAACAGUUCUGGUACUAAAAAUUGUGGUGGCUUUCUUAUGUUUACGUAACCUGCUUAGUAUUGAAUCCCUCUUCCAAGAGGAUUUUCCCAAGAAGACUGCUGUCAUCACUUACCUUUAACGUCUACAACCUGUGACAUCAGAGUUUUAAAGGGCUUUGUGUGAACUAUGAUAUUACAAUUUUUCUAAGCAUUUUAAAAAGGAUAAAAUUAUAUGUUUAUGUACUAAUUCUCUUCAGAAAAAUAGGCCAGAAAAAGUUGAUGGUAUUCAUUAGGUUUUAACUGAAUGGAGCAGUUCUUUAUAAUAUCGAUUGUAUAGUUAGGAAAUAAAACACUAACUUAAUGUGUAUUCAGUUUAAAUGGUUAUGUAUUUUUAAAUUGCUGAGAAAAAUAAAGAACUUUGUACAUUUGAAGAUUUUUUCCAACAGCUUUUCUUCUUCAACCUCUUAAUGUGUUUUCCUUACCAAAAGAGGAAGUUGGCAAAAACAGCCUUCUAGCACACUUUUUUAAAUGAAUAAUGGUAGCCUAAAACUUAAUAUUUUUAUAAAGUGUUAUUAUAUUGUUUUGUGGAUAAUUGAAAUAAAAAUUUUAAUUGAAUGCACCCAUUUCUCUUUUUAGCCACUACUCAUACUUUCUCAUCAGUUUUUUAAGAAUUGGUAUUUAAAGCAAAGUAUAUUCUGUUUCUUCUUCCAUUGGGGAAAAAAAGUGUUGAGUUAUGACUCUUGAGCAGAGUUAAAUCAAUUCUUUAUUAAAUUCAGAACAUUAUUGAACUCAUUCUGUGUGGUUAAUUUUCCAUGUCAGGUGAGUGACAUUAUUUUUAUAGGUUUUUUUCUUUUUUUAAAUUAUAUCAGCAACUACAGUUUUAAUGUAUUGUACAGAGAAACCUAAGUGAUUUAAGUGAAGCUAUUCACAGAAGAAUCUGUGUGAAGGGUAUAAGAUAGAAUAACUACUUUUGAUCAUAAGGGAUUCAAUUUUCUAAAAAUGAAAAAUAUGUGAGCCUUAUUUCUGUGUGUGUUUUACACUUCUAUUAUAGGUUUAAUGAAAAUAAGAUACUAAAUUAUGAAUAUCAAAAGCAUUUGUUAUUUUCAAUAAGGUAAUAAUAUUAAUUGCCAUUUACUGUUAUAUUAUCAAAAUUAUUAGCUUUGUUUUUCCCUAAUGAUUUCAGAAAAGUAACAUUUAAUCAACAAACACAUCAUUUAGUAAACAUUUAUUAAAUAUUUUUAUACAGUACAGUAAUAGUUUCUCAACUUAAGAAUGUUUUCCUAGUUUGCUGUUUGCCUUUUAAGUUUGCAUGUAAUUUUUUUGACAUUUAAGUUGUACAUUUGUAUGUUGUCAAAUCUUUUUUAUGCCUAAACAGUCCUUUGCAUCCCAAGAUUAAAUAUUCAUCUCAUCUGUU